Molecule: messenger RNA, 492 nt
Organism: Closterium sp. Yama58-4
Lineage: Eukaryota; Viridiplantae; Streptophyta; Zygnematophyceae; Desmidiales; Closteriaceae
Source: the annotation of a GenBank genome assembly
AUGCGGUUCGACGGGGCGGCGAGGAUGGUGCGGCUGGCCGUGGGUGUGAGGGAGGGGAGAGAUGCGGGUGGGGGAGAGGGGAAGGGGGCGGAUGCGGGGCAGGACGCGCGCGGGUGGAUGAUUGACCCGCUUGCUGCAGCGGUGGCCGCUGGGCUGAAAGGGGGUGCCACGUCAUGCCUCAUGACGCAUGUGGGGGAGGUGCUACCUGAUAAGAUUCGUGGAAACCACCGGCACCACGACUACAACGAGACGUUGGUGCUGUGGGGGGCGAGAAUGAAAGUGCGGAAUGAGAACCGUGACGUGGCAAAGGGCUUCGCUGAGGUCAUUCUGACAGCGGAUGACGUGGCGGUGAUGGCAUGCCCCGCCAUGAGCGCCCAUGCAGUGAUCAACAUCGACACUUCUCGCUCCGCCUACCUCAUGGCGUGCCAGGACGGCCUGCAUGACCCCAAGGACCCUCGCUCUGACUAUGGCGUGUGGUCCGACCUCGUGUGA